CUUAAUCCACAAUAUUCUUUCUCUCUGUUUAAUCAAAUGGGAAUCUUUAUCAUCAGCUUACUCAAGGGGUUUAAUCAACUUUAGGUUGGUAAGACUGGUGGUUGAGUCAUCUUUCUAUUCUCUCUUCCUUUCUUCCUUUCUUCCUUUAGAUUAUUGAGGUGCUUAUUUAUUAGAGAAGCAUAUCAAAUUUUCAUGCUAUAAGGCAUUUCUUAGUUUCAUCUUAGUUGUUGAUUAUGGGGUCUGAAGGGCCACCGGCAGUAACCAUCCAUCUGACUGGUUUUAAGAAAUUCCAUGGAGUCUCAGACAAUCCAACCGAGACAAUUGUCAGUAAUUUGAAAGAAUACACAAAGAAGAAGGGUUUGGCAAAAGGCCUGACUCUUGGAAGUUGCACUGUUCUUGAGACUGCAGGACAGGGAGCACUCCCUGCGCUGUAUCAGACGUUGCAGUCUGCCUUAAGUGGGAAGGAAUCUGAAUCUUCAAGUUCUGGAAAAAUUGUUUGGGUACAUUUCGGAGUUAAUAGUGGUGCAAGUAGAUUCGCUAUUGAGCAACAAGCUGUGAAUGAAGCCACUUUUCGUUGUCCUGAUGAGAUGGGAUGGAAACCUCAGAAAGUACCCAUUAUUCCAGCAGAUGGUGGAAUCACACGUGUGCGAAAGACUUCACUUCCUGUUGAGGAGAUAACAAAGGCCUUAUCAAAGAAGGGAUAUGACGUGAUGACUUCUGAUGACGCAGGGCGAUUUGUAUGCAAUUACGUUUACUAUCACUCCCUCCACUUUGCGGAGCAGAAUGGAACCAAAUCGCUAUUUGUGCAUGUGCCUCUCUUCUUGACCAUAGAUGAGGAGACUCAAAUGCAAUUCGCUGCUUGCUUGCUGGAGGUACUCGCUUCUUCAUGUUAGUAACCUAUGGUUGCAACUCGCAUGUUUAAGACCUGGAGCCCUGGAGAGUUACUUUGCGUGUGCUGCAGACCAUGUAUGUGAGGGUGCAUAAAUAAACAGAUGUUUGUCUAAAGGUUUUAAUAAACAGAUAAAGGAAAAUUUGCAUUUCUGCCUCCUGAAUCUUAUGUAAUGUCUGGUGUAUUUCUGAAGGCUUCCUCUGUUGCCUGAAAAUGUCUUGAAAUGCUGUGGUUGCAUAUGAAUAAAAUUCCAGUUUGCUU
Messenger RNA from Rubroshorea leprosula, 1150 nucleotides. The record is from the annotation of a GenBank genome assembly. NCBI's taxonomy places the organism in Eukaryota, Viridiplantae, Streptophyta, Magnoliopsida, Malvales, Dipterocarpaceae.